Molecule: messenger RNA, 585 nt
Organism: Acomys russatus (golden spiny mouse)
Lineage: Eukaryota; Metazoa; Chordata; Mammalia; Rodentia; Muridae
Product: binder of sperm protein homolog 2-like
Exons: 5
Coding region: 1-585 (194 amino acids)
Cellular component (GO): cell surface
Molecular function (GO): heparin binding
Source: RefSeq, a predicted model, not a curated record
AUGGCAUAUCAAGUUGCAGUAAUAUUAGAUACAACUUCUUCUAUUGAGUCUGGACAAGGAAGCCCAGUUAGGAAAAAGGAAUUCAAACACAGGCAAUGUAGUCAGAGGCAGCUCCUGCUCCUGCUGUUAGGAGUCUCACAUGAAGACUGCAACUGGAAGGAGAGUAUGGAGGAGGAGGAGCUGCAAUUAGAAUGUAAGGUGAUGAGCCAUCUUGUGGGCUGGGUGUUGCUAUCUGUCUAUAUGUAUAGACUGAAUGCAGAGUUGAUCUCUCAUUUACAUCCUCCAAAAAUAGAUAUUUCUGAUGAUAAGUGUGUCUUUCCGUUCAUCUAUGGUGAUGAACUGUACUACAGUUGUAUCUCCAUCCACAGUGACUUUGAUUGGUGCUCUCUUGACUUUCGUUUCGAAGGAAGGUGGCGUUACUGUACAGCACUGGAUCCUCCAAUGUGCAUCUUCCCUUUCCAAUUCAGAAAAAAGUCCAUUAAUGAAUGCACCAAGGAAGGCUACAGUUUGAACCGCAGUUGGUGUUCACUGACUAACAAUUACAACAAAGAUAAAAAAUGGAAGCAAUGUUCUCCUAACAAGUAA